UCCAGCCUGGGCUCCAGGGAGGAUCGACUGAGCCCCGCCCUGGGCAAUGGAGAAGGCCCCCGUCAAAAGCAAAAAUGAAAAAGGACCCAGCUUGAAGGCCAAGGUGUCUGUACACAGCUUGAACAAAAUGAGGCAGACCAAACUCACCGUGGGCAGCCUGGGAUUGGGCCUGAUCAUCAUCCAGAAUGGACCUUACCUCCAGAUUAGUCACCUCAUCAAUAAAGGGGCUGCAGCCACUGACGGGAUACUCCAGCCAGGUGAUGUUCUGGUUAGUGUUGGGCAUGCCAACGUGUUAGGCUAUACCCUCCGUGAAUUGUUAAAGCUUUUGCAAAAUAUCACCAUAGGAACAGUGCUGCAAAUCAAGGCUUACAGAGACUUUAUUGACAUACCCCAGGAGUGGCAAGACGUGUAUGAUUUAAUCCCCGAGACCAAAUUUCCAGUCCCAUACACACCAAAGAAAACAAAGGAGAAAGCAAAAGAUGAGCCUUCUGCAAGCAGAGAUGACCAUGAAGAUGUCGUUUUAGAUAAAAGACUGAAGUAUUACAGAUAUCCUCGGUCAGUCUGGAAUCACCCUGUGAGGACACCAAUAUCAAUCUCCACAGAAUGGCAUGGAUAUAAAAAGGAGCACACUAUUAGUGUUGGUAAAGAUGUUAAUUGUGAUGUAGUAAUUCACAAAGACAACAAGACAAAACCGAGGGCCCCUUCUCCAUACUGGACAAUGGUGGAGCACGACAAAGUCAUCUCUUCCUCCUCCUCAUCCUCCUCCAACUCAGAUGCCUUUUGGCUGGAAGACUGUGCACAGGUUGAGCAGGGUGAAGGUCAGCAGGUAUCAAAGUUUGGUUAGGCAUUGGUUUGCAAAUCUGUGGCCACAGGAAUUUUUAAAUAUCCAAUUUUUGUGCCUUACUAUGUAUAGGUUUGUAGAAUUCCUACAGCUCUUUCAGGACAGUAGAAAAAAAGCCUUCGUAGACUUUUUUCAGGUAAUAGCUUAGGACUUCUUCCCUGUGGUCUAGCAGGCUCCACAGAUAUGUUCCCAGACUCACACCAUCAUUUCCUCAGCUUUUUAACAUCAAGUACAAACCCAAUCACCAGAACGCUGACUAUUUAUCUUUUUAAUGUGAAGUUUUCUUUGCAUGUUUCUGGACUGGUUGUUUACCCUACAAUCCUGUUCCCAACCUUUAAGUGACAAUUUUACUUGGAAUAUUGGGUUGAGAAUUAUUUAAAGGAGACAAGACUGAAACAGGUGAGCUAGAGACACAGAGAAAAAUACUGUCACAGAGAAGGAAAG
This is a messenger RNA of Microtus ochrogaster (prairie vole), 1285 nucleotides long. RefSeq names its product PDZ domain containing 9 (gene Pdzd9). NCBI's taxonomy places the organism in Eukaryota, Metazoa, Chordata, Mammalia, Rodentia, Cricetidae. The record is from RefSeq and is a predicted model, not a curated record. Gene Ontology annotation, molecular function: protein binding.